Rhododendron vialii is the source of this 1059-nucleotide messenger RNA. RefSeq lists its product as uncharacterized. The transcript has 10 exons. The record is from RefSeq and is a predicted model, not a curated record. The coding region runs from base 439 to 1059 and encodes 206 amino acids. Lineage: Eukaryota; Viridiplantae; Streptophyta; Magnoliopsida; Ericales; Ericaceae.
CUGAUAAGGAAGCUCAUCUUUUUUGAAAAUACAUACACAUUGUAGGGCUCAGAUUGAUUUCCACAUGAAACAAUGGUCAUGAUUGGGUUCUACUAAAGUGCUCAACGGCUCAGAUUGAACAAGCUACAAACCCAUGGUUAGGAUCAUUUUAGGCCUUCCACCAUUUGCCCGCUCAAAAACGUCAUUCAGUGGAGUACUGAAGUAGAACCCAUUCUGUCAUCAGUGGCUUUAUUUGCUCAAGACAAGAAACCCAUUCUACCAUUUAAAAUUCUUUACCCGAUGUUGAAACGAAAAACCCCAAAAUUGCAAAACCCUUUCGCUUGAUCUCUACUGUUCUGCUCUCAUAUCACUCUCCUCAACUAUCAUUUUCUACAGGUUUUGCAGUACUACCUGUAGCGACUUAUCAAGGUCUAAGCUAACUAAGCUAACUCUAGAAUCAUGGAUAACAUUACUAUUUUCGGUCAAGCAGACAAACACUUGCAAAGAACGGUUGAACUCCUCCAAAAAAACAAUGUCAGGGUUGUGAUACGCGAUGAGCAAGAACUCAACGCUAUUCGUAUUCGUGAAGAAAAACGAAGGGCUCAAGCAAUAGCUGCGGAAAAACUACAGGCAAACCGUAUGGGAAAAGGAAAACAAAAGGCUACAUGUGCGGACAAGCGGAAAGAUAAUGCCUUGGUUGAACUUCGUCAACAUAGAAAUGGUGGAGUUGUGAUCCGCGAUGAGUUAGAACUUCAUAAUCGUCAAGAGGAACGAAAUGCUAAAGCAAAAGUUGUGGAAAAACGAAAGGCAAACUCUAUUGGCAAGGGGAAACAAAAGUCUACAUGUUCGAACAACGGAAAAGAAAAUGUCUCGGUUGAUCUUCUUCAUCAUAGAAAUGGAGUUGUAAUCCACGAUGAGCUUGAGAUUCGUAUUCGUCAGGAGAAAAGAAUGGCAGAUGCAAUAGCUGUGGAAAAACUGAAGGGAACCUCUAUGGGUAAGGGAAAACAGACUGGAAGAUAUGCAAAUAGGGGCGAAGAAAACUCCAAGGUUUUUGCUAAUACUUUGGUUCGGUUCACUUAG